Molecule: messenger RNA, 1082 nt
Organism: Cherax quadricarinatus
Lineage: Eukaryota; Metazoa; Arthropoda; Malacostraca; Decapoda; Parastacidae
Source: RefSeq, a predicted model, not a curated record
AUGGUCCUAGCACUCAAGUGGUUGAGGGAUGGUGAGUCUAACAUUGUUACUGAGGCACUCAGUGUGUCUCAAGUCCCUCACCACAAGACAGAUGCUAUCUCCUCCAAGGUAAUCCCAUUCACUGUUAUCCCUACCCCAGCUGACAUCCACACUCCAGCUGACAUCCCUGUCCCAGCUGAAAUCCCUGCCCCAGCUGACAUUCCCACCUCAGGUUACACUCUCACCCCAGGUGACAUCCCUAACCCAGGUGACAUCCCCACCCCAGGUGACAUCCCCACUCCAGGUGAUAUCCCCACCCCAGGUGACAUCCCCACCCCAGGUGAUAUCCCCACCCCAGGUGACAUCCCCACCCCAGGUGACAUCCCCACUCCAGGUGAUAUCCCCACCCCAGGUGACAUCCCCUCCCCAGGUGAUAUCCCCACCCAGGUGACAUCCCCUCCCCAGGUGAUAUCCCCACUCCAGGUGACAUCCCCUCCCCAGGUGACAUCCCCACUCCAGGUGAUAUCCCCACCCCAGGUGACAUCCCCACCCCAGGUGACAUCCCCACUCCCAGGUGAUAUCCCCACCCCAGGUGACAUCCCCACCCCAGGUGAUAUCCCCACCCCAGGUGACAUCCCCACCCCAGGUGACAUCCCCACCCCAGGUGACAUCCCCACCCCAGGUGACAUCCCCACUCCAGGUGAUAUCCCCACCCCAGGUGACAUCACCACUCCAGGUGAUAUCCCCACCCCAGGUGACAUCCCCACCCCAGGUGACAUCCCCGCAGCUGCUGAAAGUCUUCCCAGAAGAGGAAAAAACAAUUCUUUGGACACAAUUUGUGAUUCAAAUAUCAAAUUGAGAAUCCAAAAUUUUAUAGAAAAAUUCAUGGAUAAUAACUGCUCCUUCAGCUAACAGGAAUUGUUAUCACUUCCCCUGUCUGGGAAAUAUAUGGAAUUUUUCUUUGAAGCUGUGUUUAAUCAAGCAGGAUAUUAUCCAUAUGAACACUGGCAGCUGUGUGUGCUGAUGAGAGUAGUUGAAGGUACCCAUGGACGCUACUAAUAUGAAAAUCUACGCAGUAAUACCCACUUCUCUCUCACUCUAAA